UUGAACUGGUUGCCAAAAUGAUUUCGAAAAUUUCAGAGGUAACAGAGACUUUACAACAAAAUGCUGACUUCGUUGUAGUCAUUAAUGAGAAAAUGGUGCCAUUGAUACCGAAUGUGCCCGUGGAAAUAACACUGUGGAAUAUACUUCCUAUUGUCAGCCUAAUUAUGAACAUACCACAGGAAAAUUUGGUCGGAGCAGAACAGUCUAUGAAACUCGUUAGCAGAAUGCUGGACAUUAUAGAAAUAAUCCCAGAAAAGAUUCCACUGGAAAAGCAGCAAGUCGCGGUUUCGUAUUCCAAUCUUGCUAUUGGUGCUGCCAAAGUGGAGAAAGACACUUUCAAUGGUCUGGUCUUUGCUGUUUCAUAUGGAACCAAUGAAACGGAAGCGAGGAGUGAGAUAUAUAACGGUUCAAUCCCACAAGCAGAAGAUAAGAUGGACUACAUUUCAUUACCAAAGAGAUUAUUCAAACAUCUGAAAGACGAAGAGCAGUCAGUUUUUUCGAGGAUUUCCAUUUUCUGUUUGCGGAAUGAUAAGCUAUACAGGUUAAUACAAAAUUCUAGUUCCCAAGCAAUUACUAAAAUUGGCAGUCGUAUUAUUGCUGCAAAUAUUCCUAACGUUAAAAUAGCCGACCUUGAUGAACCAGUUAAAAUAUCAUUCAAUGUAACAGGCCAGACUGCCACCAACCCACAAUGUGUCUAUUGGGAUGACUCCCCUGGACAGAAUCCCCACUGGUCAUCAAAAGGCUGUAAUACAUCCAAUGAUGUAUCUGGAGAGAACGUAGUUUGUUCUUGUAAUCAUCUUACAAGUUUUGCCUUACUAAUGGAUGCCCACCAGAAAGGAAAGAAAACGAAUAGUCGACUUUUAUCUAUUAUUUCCAACGUUGGCUGUGGAAUAUCAUUUGUCUGUCUCAUUCUGACAGUAAUAAUCCAUGCUUAUUUCAAAAAUCUAUGGAAAUUAAUAGCUUCAAAGAUUUUAGUAAACUUGUGCAUUUCUUUAGCUGUCACUUAUUUAAUCUUUCUUGUUGGAUUCCAAGAGUAUAGUACAAAACUAACAGCUGUUUGUAAGGCAAUGGCUGCUCUGUUACACUACUCCCUCUUGUCAUCUUUCAUGUGGAUGAGUGUAGAAGCGCUCCAUAUUUAUCUAGGCCUGUUUGUAUUCAAAACCAUUCGGUCAUCAUUUAUCAAGAGGAGUUCAAUUUUGGUCUGGGGUCUUCCAAUUGUGAUUGUCAUAAUUACUUUGGCAAUUAGCAACACAAACAAUUAUAUCAGAAUUGAAAAAGUCUGUUGGUUAUCCAAGACAGCUUUCUAUGCUGCUUUCCUCGCUCCCGUGGCGAUCAUUCUCCUCUUCAACAUUACUAUGUUUUUUGUCGUUAUGUGGCGUCUGAACUCAUUGCAAAAUGACAAGAAAUUUGUACACAACACAAAAAAAGUACGUGUGUUUGGCGUCGUAGGUUUAUGCUUCCUACUUGGAUUGCCCUGGGUUUUAGCAUUUUUCGCUUUUGAUGAAGCUGCAGAAGUAUUUAAUCAUCUUUUUACCAUCUUCAACACCCUUCAAGGAAUGUUCAUCUUCAUAUGCUACUGUAUAUACAAAAAAGAUACCAGAGAUGUCAUUUGCCUCUUUGUGCGUAAACGAAAAACCUGGAGGCAAGUUCCGGAGAAUGUAAGAAGUUCAAUCUCCGAAUAUGAAAUAGGAGGUAAAAAAAAAAAAGCAGAAACGACCUUUUGAAUGAAAAUGAAGAAAAACUCCUCAAGACUAGUCUUUGAUUAUAUUUUACGUCAAAAAUCUAAAUAUUCUUAUAUUACAUUAAACUAAGCAAAUAUAUUCAAGCUGCCUAUUUCAUAUUUAAGUUUUUGCUUUCUCAAAUAAUCUGUAACAUAUAUACGCUUGUGUGUGGGUGUGAGUAUGUGUGGGUGUGAGUAUGUGUGUGUGUGUUUGUGUGUCUUCAAGAGUCACCUUUGGUUAUAUUUUGCCUCAACUUUUCUUCGUAUAUUACAUUGCGUGGCUUUUAUUUUUUUGCCUAUUGAUACAACACUCCGUCGCUUACGACGUCGAGGGUUCCAGUUGAUCAGAUCAACGGAACAGCUUGCUCGUGAAAUUAACGUGCAAGUGACUGAGCAAUCCACAGACACGUGUACCCCCAACGUAGCUCUCAGGGGAGACUCAGCGUGACACAUAGCGUGACAAGGCCGGCCCUUUGAAAUACAGGUACUACUCAUUUUUUGCCAGCUGAGUGCACUGGAACAACGUGAAAUAAAGUGUCUUGCUCAAGGACACAACGCGUCGCCGAGAAUCGAACUCACUAUCGUGAGCCGAAUGCCCUAACCACUGAGCCACGCGCCUUCACAUUGAUACAACACUAUGCUACUAAGAGACUCUUUAAUCCGCAAUAAUGUAAUUUUAAAAGAAGCAACAUGCAUGACUAUUGGCUGAAGCGUAAAAAUCUGAAAAUAUUCCUAAAAUCUCUCCAUAUUUCACUGUUGCCUUCUUUUACAAUGUAAUAUUUUAUUUUCUCUGAAUAAAGUGGUUUGUUACUACAA
Octopus bimaculoides (California two-spot octopus) is the source of this 2536-nucleotide messenger RNA. RefSeq lists its product as uncharacterized. Gene Ontology annotation, molecular function: protein binding; G protein-coupled receptor activity. Gene Ontology annotation, cellular component: membrane. The record is from RefSeq and is a predicted model, not a curated record. NCBI's taxonomy places the organism in Eukaryota, Metazoa, Mollusca, Cephalopoda, Octopoda, Octopodidae. Gene Ontology annotation, biological process: G protein-coupled receptor signaling pathway; cell surface receptor signaling pathway.